This is a messenger RNA of Rotaria sp. Silwood2, 702 nucleotides long. The record is from the annotation of a GenBank genome assembly. NCBI's taxonomy places the organism in Eukaryota, Metazoa, Rotifera, Eurotatoria, Philodinida, Philodinidae.
AUGUUUCACUCGAUACUGGUCUAUUCUCUCCUUUUUGUUAGCAUAUUGUUCAAUGUUCAAGGUUACGACAACGAUAAAGAUUUUCUACUUAGAAGCUUGAUUCGUCGACGGCUUGCUCGCUCAACCUGUCCUAAUUCAAGUCAGUGUUUAUCGAAAUGGGGUUAUUGUGGAACGGGAUCAGCUUACUGUGGUGAUGGUUGUCAAGCUGGUCCAUGCUCAGGAAGUGGAAACACUGGAGGUGGCCUUGACUGUCCCAAUUCCAACGAAUGUCGGUCGCGAUGGGGCUAUUGUGGAACGGGAUCAGCUUAUUGCGGUGAUGGUUGUCAAGCUGGUCCAUGCUCAGGAAGUGGAGGAACUAGCAGUGGAGGCAGUACAGGUAGCACUUUUCAAGGAGAUGCUACGUAUUAUAGCGUUAGUGUUGGCUACACAGCAUGUGGAACGAUGCACAGUGAUAGUGAAUAUAUCGCUGCAUUGAAUGCAGCACAAUUUGAUCCGUAUACGCCCAAUGGUAAUCCAAAUCGCAACAGCUUAUGUGGUAAGCUAGUCAAUGUAGUUGGCCCUUUAGGAACUGUUACAGUAAAAAUUGUUGAUAAAUGCCCUGGAUGUAAGUAUGGCGAUCUUGAUUUAUCCGAAGCUGCUUUUAGAGUCGCAAUUGGAGACUUUGGUAUUGGCCGUGCCAGAAUUACAUGGAAAUGGCUUUAA